AUGCAUGGCCUACUUUCAGACAACGACACCAAAAAUGACCGCCAGAAGGAAGUGGCGGUGGAGUUGGGGCAACGCAGCUCAUCCUCAACUGACCCAUCAGACGAGUUGCCGCCGUUGAUUUACACUACGGAAGCCAAAUUGCUUCGCAAGAUCGAUCUCAGAUUGCUUCCGUGUGUCUCGGGUUUGGUGUUGCUGUGUUACCUGGACAGGUCCAACGUGGCCAAUGCCAUGAUAUAUGGAUUGAAAGAGGAUUUGAAUAUUUCCGGGGUGCAGGUGUCGACGGCGUUGACCAUGUUCUUCACCACGUAUAUCCUGUUCGAGAUUCCGUGGAAUAUCACGUUGAAGAGCUUGACGCCGCGGGUUUGGCUGUCCAUUUGUAUGCUCGGUUUCGGCUUGACGACAAUGUGCACCGGAUUCGCUCAGAAUUAUGGCGGUUUCGUGGCCACGCGCCUUGUCCUUGGAAUCGCGGAAGCAGGAAUCUUCCCCGGCUGUGCCUAUCUCAUGGGCUCGUGGUAUAGACGAAGAGAAGCUCAACGACGUUUCUCAUUAUAUCUGAGCGCAACCUGUUUGGCUACCGCUUUCGGUGGUUUGAUAGCAGCCGCCAUCGGAAACAUGGACGGAAUAUGUUCUUUGUCCGGCUGGCGAUGGAUUUUCAUCAUCGAGGGUAUCUUGACAGUUCUGUUAGCGCUGGUCUGCUUCGCCUUUCUCCCGAACUUCCCGGAACAAGCGAAAUGGCUCACAGACGAGGAGCGCGAAUACGUUCGGGCGCGAUUGCGAGCUGAACAGGGCAGCUCAGCACUUAACCAUCGCAUCACGGUACGCGACGUCUGGGAAGUAAUCAAAGACCCUAAGGCGAUCAUCACGGGAAUUCUCCAUUUGUCGGUUUCCGUGCCGGGCACCAUGGGCACGUAUUUUGCACCGACGAUUAUUGAGAGUCUUGGGAUUUAUUCUCGGAUUGAGACUCAGUGGCAUACGGUCCCGGUGUGGAUGGUGGCUUUUGUUCUGACCCUGGUCGUAGCAUAUGGUUCCGACAAGAUUGGGAAUCGAUAUGUCCUGACUAUAGCCUGUGCCGUUAUAAGUAUCGUGGGCUAUGCUAUCCUGUUCGAAACAGACAAUGUGCAGGUGCGGUACGCAGCGUUAUUUUUAGCCAUCGCUGGUGUGCAUGCUUUGAUGCCUUUGGAAGUUUGUUGGAACGCGAUGAAUCUUGGAGGCCACCAUCGACGGGCUGUGGGAAGUGCAUGGCAGGUAUCCGUGGGAAGUCUCGGAGGAAUUAUCGGGACGUACGCCUUUCGAGAUGAGGACGCACCCAAGUAUCGAUUUUCGUAUGCCCUCUGCAUUGGCUUCACCUGUUCGAGCGCCGCUUUGUGUACCGUGUAUUGGGGAUGGUGCUGGUGGCUGAACCGUCAACGCGCCAGCCAGGGAUGGGGGCGAGAUAUGAGCGAGGAGGAAAAGGAGCGUCUAGGAGACCGGAGUCCGAGUUAUCGGUUGAUGUUAUAG
Molecule: messenger RNA, 1497 nt
Organism: Aspergillus chevalieri
Lineage: Eukaryota; Fungi; Ascomycota; Eurotiomycetes; Eurotiales; Aspergillaceae
Exons: 6
Coding region: 1-1497 (498 amino acids)
Biological process (GO): transmembrane transport
Cellular component (GO): plasma membrane
Molecular function (GO): transmembrane transporter activity
Source: RefSeq, a predicted model, not a curated record